ACUCUAAAUGGAUGGGUUGUGUUUUUUGUUAACGUAACGUGAUGGAUGUUUGAUUAGUGUCCGUGGCGAGAAGUUUGUCCUCGUGGUGUACCGUACGACGUUCGCUACCGAUUCACUUCCGUGUACAUUUUUGCGAGCACUUCGCGUUUUACGAAAUUAAUCGUCCCGAAUCAUUAAUAAAUUUACUUAAACAUCGACGUAGAAUUUUAUCGUUCUGCUUUACUGGAAUAAAACAUCUUCAAUUAAAUGUUUGUUUUCGGCUAAACUCGUCUCGAUGCACGUUGCGUAAGACUCUUGUCGUAGCCUACCUUAACUUAGCUUUGUUUGCUAGUCACUAACAAAGAGAAACAUUUCAUAGUAACACAUCGCCAAGAACAAAUUAAGUGUGAGUGUAAAGUGUUUAGAUUACUGUCAGAAAAUGUGUGCAAAAGCUGUAAAAGAAGAGUCCGUGGAGGAACUUUGUUGGGCAAAAGAAGAACCUGAGCCACAACGUCAACUACUGGACGGCGUUUGCGACAAGCUUGAAAAUGUGUUACACAGAGCAGUCAUCAGUGAAAAAUAUCAUCGUCCUGAACAACAGUGCCCUGAAUCCCUUUACAAUAAGGAAGAAGAGAAGAUAGAGCCUCUCCAAGUUAAAGAGGACGAGGAGCCAGAGCCUCUGUACAUUAAAGAUGAAGUGGUGGAGGUAGAGGUGGAGACCUUCACGAAGUUGCCAUUCAUUUUUGCACCUUCAAAGAGCGAAGAAGAUGAAGAUGAAGGUCAAAGUGAGGGAAGCAGAGAGUUUAAUCCUUCAAGCAGUUGCUCAAGUCAAUACCGGACAACAGAAAGUGAAGGAUACCACUUUGGAGAAACAGAAGCACACAGCCUCUUCGCACCACUAUCAGACAGUGACGACAUAUUGUCAAACACUCCUGAUGCUGAUGGUGAUGAACAGUGUGAAGACGAUAUGAAAUGUCACACUGACAGCAAGCCCUGGGAAUGUUCUCAAUGUGAUAAAAGGUUUUCCAAUAAGUCCUCGUUGGAAACACACAUGAGAACGCACACCGGGGAGAAGCCUUUUGCCUGCUCAGUCUGCAACUUAGCUUUCAGUGCUCGCUCAGGAUUAAUUCAACACACAAAAACACACAAUGGGGAGCGUUCUUUUGUAUGUUCAGUUUGUGGUAAGGGAUUCCUUUUAAAAGAAAGUUUAAUCAGGCACACAAGAACACACACUGGAGAAAAACCUUUUGCAUGCUCAGUUUGUGGUCAAAGAUUCUCUCAAAGGGGCAAUUUAGGAACACACAUGAGAACACACACUGGGGAGAAUUCUUUUGCCUGCUCAGUUUGCGGUAAGGGUUUCUCUUUAAAGGAAAGUUUAAUACGGCACACAAGAACCCACACUGGAGAGAAACCGUUUGCCUGUUCAGUUUGUGGCCAAAGAUUCUCUCUUCGGGGUAACUUAAGAACACACUCAAGAACACACACUGAGGAGAAUUCCUUUGCCUGUUUAUUUUGUGGUAAAAGCUUCUCUUUAAAGGAAAGUUUAACACGGCACACAAGAACACACACUGGAGAAAAACCGUUUGCCUGUUCAGUUUGUGGUAAACGAUUUUCUCAAAGGGGAAACUUAAGAACACAUACAAAAACACACACUGAGGAGAAUUGUUUUGUCUGCUCAGUUUGCGGUAAGGGUUUCUCUCUAAAGGAAAGUUUAACAAGGCACACAAGAACACACACUGGGGAGAAACCUUUUGCCUGUUCAUUUUGUGGUCAAAAAUUCGCUCAAAGGGGAAACUUAGGCACACAUGUAAGAAAACACACUGGGGAGAAACCAUUUCUUUGCAGUGUACGUGCUGAAAGUUUUUCUUCUAGUAAGUAUGUUAAGACACACAAGUGUACUGUUGAGAAUAGCAGCGAUCAAUGAAGCUUUAAAUAAACUGUGAAAAAAAUGAUUCUUUGUGGUCAGAUGUAAAAAUGUAUAUUUAAUCUUGAGCAAAAUGAGCCAGUGGUUUUGAUGACAAUGUGAAAACAUUAAGCCAAAAAAAUCCAUAUGUGACUGAAACAUCAUGUGUCCUGUACUCCAUCUGUAGGAGUGAUUGAUACUUAAAUUAUUGCACUUGUGGU
Hippocampus comes (tiger tail seahorse) is the source of this 2103-nucleotide messenger RNA. Its product is annotated as zinc finger protein OZF-like. Gene Ontology annotation, biological process: regulation of DNA-templated transcription. Gene Ontology annotation, molecular function: RNA polymerase II cis-regulatory region sequence-specific DNA binding; DNA-binding transcription factor activity, RNA polymerase II-specific. The transcript has 2 exons. Lineage: Eukaryota; Metazoa; Chordata; Actinopteri; Syngnathiformes; Syngnathidae. The coding region runs from base 419 to 1903 and encodes 494 amino acids. The record is from RefSeq and is a predicted model, not a curated record.